AUGGACAUCAAGUUUUGCAAGACCAACCUUCUCAUUGAGCACAAGGAGUUGGAUGGGAGGUUCCAAUUCAAGUUCACACAUCCAUUGGUUGGACCCUCCAAGCUUCUCCUGCCUAACCCAGAGCUCACCACAGUAGUAAGGGGUCCAGGAAGUGCGGAUUUGGGUGAGCCUGAGUGCUAUUACUUUGAGGAGUAUGAGGCUCCAAGGAUGAACCCCUCUGUUGUGGCUGCCCACAAGAGGAUUGGACUUCUCCAAAAGUUCAACAAAUGGCAAGGGAAAGCCAUUGAAAGAUGCAAAAGUCCAUGGACAAGAUGGUGA
Molecule: messenger RNA, 318 nt
Organism: Microthlaspi erraticum
Lineage: Eukaryota; Viridiplantae; Streptophyta; Magnoliopsida; Brassicales; Brassicaceae
Source: the annotation of a GenBank genome assembly